UGGACCAAGUUGUAGCUGACCAAGAAGAUGAAAUGCCAAAUGAGUUAGAAGAAGAUGAGUUGUUUUUUCAAGACAUUGAUGUUUUACAAAGUCACGGAAUAAAUGUUGCUGAUAUAAAGAAGUUAAAAUCAGUUGGAAUAUGUACUGUAAAGGGCAUUCAAAUGACAACCAAAAGAAAGUUGCUUCAAAUAAAGGGGAUUUCAGAAGCAAAAGUUGACAAAAUUAAAGAAGCUGUAGCAAAAUGUUGUAGCAGUGGCUUUUUCACAGCAUUAGAGUAUAGUGAAAUAAGAAAACAGUGCUUUAGAAUAUCUACUGGUAGCAUGGAACUUGACAAAUUGCUUGGAGGUGGUAUUGAGAGUAUGUCCAUUACUGAAGCAUUUGGAGAAUUUCGUACUGGUAAAACUCAAAUAUCGCAUACUUUAUGUGUAACGGCUCAACUUCCAGGACCUAACAACUAUCCUGGUGGAAAAGUUAUGUUCAUUGAUACAGAAAACACAUUUCGACCUAAUCGUUUACGUAGCAUAGCUGAUCGCUUUAACCUUGACCAUGAAGCAAUGUUAGGAAACAUUGUUUUUUGCCGUGCGUAUACAAGUGAACAGCAGUUUGAAGUUCUCGAUAUGGUUUCAGCAAAAUUUCAUGAAGAAGCAGGAGUUUUUAAAUUGUUGAUAAUUGACUCAAUCAUGGCAUUGUUUCGCGUUGAUUAUAGUGGUCGUGGUGAACUAGCGGAUAGACAGCAGAAACUAGGUCAAAUGCUUUCUAAAUUACAAAAAAUUUCUGAAGAGUAUAAUGUUGCUGUAUGGAUAACCAAUCAAAUGACUGCUGAUCCAGGAGCUACAAUGUCGUUUCAAUCUGAUCCAAAAAAGCCAAUUGGUGGACAUAUUUUAGCACAUGCAUCUACAACUCGUAUUUCUCUCAGAAAAGGACGUGGUGAAUUAAGAAUAGCAAAGAUUUAUGACAGCCCUGACCUUCCUGAAUGCGAAGCCACGUAUGCUAUUACAAAUGAAGGUAUUACUGACGCCAAAGAAUAAAAUAGGAUGAAAAAAUUUUGUGGUGCUAUCUUGCAAUAUUUACGGGUUGUUUUGUAAUAGGGGUUGUUUUCCAGUAUUUUGUGUUGAGCGUUGACAGUUUAUGUUAUUGUUUUUUUAAUAAAUAUUUAAGUUUUGA
Messenger RNA from Hydra vulgaris (swiftwater hydra), 1164 nucleotides. It is a transcript of the gene cndmc1, whose product is annotated as DMC1 homologue CnDMC1. Gene Ontology annotation, biological process: chromosome organization involved in meiotic cell cycle; DNA recombinase assembly; DNA strand invasion. Gene Ontology annotation, molecular function: ATP-dependent DNA damage sensor activity; ATP hydrolysis activity; ATP binding. Gene Ontology annotation, cellular component: condensed nuclear chromosome; nucleus. The record is from RefSeq and is marked provisional. Lineage: Eukaryota; Metazoa; Cnidaria; Hydrozoa; Anthoathecata; Hydridae.